Ochlerotatus camptorhynchus is the source of this 715-nucleotide messenger RNA. RefSeq names its product cuticle protein 38-like. Bases 86 to 640 code for a protein of 184 amino acids. NCBI's taxonomy places the organism in Eukaryota, Metazoa, Arthropoda, Insecta, Diptera, Culicidae. The record is from RefSeq and is a predicted model, not a curated record. The transcript is spliced from 3 exons.
GUAUAAAAUUGCAUGGGUUCGUUCAAUUAGGUAUCACUGUUCAAUCAAUCGAUUAUUUGCAAAUAUCGCUGCAUCCUUGCCCAAAAUGUUCUCCAAAUUGGUUAUCGCUGCUUGCUUGGCUGUAGCCGCCGCUAAACCGGAACCAGGAUUGCUGGGAGCUCCACUGGCGUACAACGCUGCUCCGCUGGCCUACGGUGCUGCUCCGCUAGCUUAUGCCUAUGGUGCUGCACCGCUGGCCUACAGUACUCCGUUGAUCCAACAGGGCUUACUUAGAACUGCCUACACCCAGACCGUUGGACGUAGCUAUGCUCCAUCCGUCCUAACUGCCUCGGCUCCAGUCACCACCUAUGCCGCUCCAGUUGCCGCUGCAGCUCCAGUUUUUCCACAGCUUGCCUACGCAGCCCCGAAUAACUUCGUUGCGAGGGCCUUCGCUCCUGCUGUCAUCCCAGCUGUUGGCCCAGCCAUUGCAAGAACCCCAGUUGUGGGCCCAGCGGUCGCAGCCAGAACUCCAGUCGUAAGCCCUGUUGCUCCAGCUCCUGCAGCUCCAGGCUCAGGUGUUGCUGCCGCUCGAUUGACCGCUGCUCGAGCCCCGUUCGCCACCUACGGAGUUCCGGCGGCCACUGUCUCCGCUAGCGCGUAAUCAAUUUGUGUGUGAUAUUUUAGAGCAAUUGCUGCAAUUAAUCGUUUGUAUUGUCACUGAAUAGUUUGUAAGGUU